AACCGCUCAGACUGGAACACAGAGAGAGGGAGGAAGGAGCGCAAGAGAGGAGCAGUUGGCUGGCCUCCAGAUUCAGCCUCGCUCCGCUCUUUGCCUAUUUAUAAUAUGAAUAUAUGCUUUUAUUUGUAUUUAAGAUGUUCAUUUUAGUGUAAGUGGGUUGAGCACGCAGGACUGCGGGGGUUAAAGAGAAAUUGUAACAGGAAGAUUUUUUCUAAGCGACAGAAGUGUCGCACGGAUUUUUCGCCCUAUUUGUUCUCCAUUGAAAGGCUACUAAGGGUUUGUAUUAACCGUUAUUUAAUACUUUGUUUCUACGUGAAGAGGACAGCGGAAAUGGGUUGUUUGGGCAACAGCAAGACUGAAGAUCAACGUAUCGACGAAAAGGCACAAAGGGAAGCGAAUAAAAAGAUAGAGAAACAAUUGCAAAAAGAGAGACAAGCCUAUAAAGCUACACAUCGACUGCUUUUAUUGGGGGCCGGAGAGUCCGGGAAAAGCACGGUUGUCAAACAGAUGAGGAUUCUGCACGUCAACGGAUUUAAUUCAGAAGAGAAGAAGCAAAAAAUCUUGGACAUUCGGAAGAACGUGAAGGAUGCAAUUGUGACCAUAGUUUCUGCCAUGAGCACAUUAAUACCACCAGUCCCUCUGGGUAACCCUGCCAACCAGUUCAGAAUCGACUAUAUCAAGAGCAUAGCUCCCCUCUCGGACUUCGACUAUACAGAGGAGUUCUUUCAACAUGCCAAGCAGUUGUGGGAGGACGAGGGGGUGAAGGCUUGCUUCGAACGCUCCAAUGAAUACCAGCUCAUUGAUUGUGCACAGUUCUUUUUGGAGAGAAUUGACUCUGUGGGACACAACGACUACACACCUACAGAUCAGGACCUUCUGCGGUGUCGAGUCCUAACCUCAGGGAUCUUUGAGACCAGAUUCCAGGUGGACAAAGUCAACUUCCACAUGUUUGAUGUGGGCGGUCAGAGGGACGAGAGAAGGAAAUGGAUCCAAUGCUUUAAUGAUGUGACAGCCAUUAUCUUUGUGGCUGCGAGCAGCAGUUAUAACAUGGUGAUCAGGGAAGACAACAGCACCAACCGCCUUAGAGAGUCUCUGGACCUUUUUAAGAGCAUCUGGAACAACAGAUUUCUUCGGACCAUCUCAAUAAUCCUGUUCCUCAACAAGCAGGACAUGCUGGCCGACAAGAUUCUGGCUGGCAAGUCUAAACUAGAGGACUAUUUUCCUGAGUACACCAGCUACACUCUACCAGCAGAUGCUGUUCCUGAUGCAGGAGAGGACCCCAAAGUGACCCGAGCCAAGUUCUUUAUCAGAGAUGAGUUCCUGAGGAUUAGCACAGCCAGUGGUGAUGGGAAGCAUUACUGUUACCCCCACUUCACCUGCGCUGUGGACACAGAAAACAUCCGCCGGGUCUUCAAUGAUUGUCGGGACAUUAUCCAGAGAAUGCACCUCCGCCAAUAUGAACUUUUGUGAUCGGUGCAGCCUGAUUGGAGCCCAGCCAGUCCCUGCACUCCAACCCGUACCCACAGCCCCUAGAAGAAGCAGACUACUACUAAGAGAGACCAUGCUGACAUUGUUGAUGUUGAUUUAUUUAUGGCUGUGAUGUUUCCCCAGUGCCUCUCUGUUCUUCUACUUCAUCUGCUCUCUCCUUCCUCUUCCUUCUCCUGUUGCUUGCUGCUGUUCCUCUGGUGGCUCAGCACCAGCACGCUCAGUUGGUGUGUGUGAGUUGUGAUUGUGUGUGUGUGUGUGUGUGUGAGAGUUGUGAUUGCGUGUGUGUGCUGUGAUUGAGUGUGUGAGGCAUGAUUGUGGGUGUGUGUGCUGUGAGUUUGAUGUGUCUGUGACAGUUCUCUGGAUCAGCAUGUGUUGGUUCAAGGGGAUUCCAGCACUACAAUGCUUGAAUGUCUCUCUCUCACUCCUCUCAACUAUCCUGUUUCUUCUCCUCUUUCCCCCUUUGUGUGUGCGUGUGUGAGAGAGAGAGUGUGUGUGAGAAUUUUUUUGGUUUGGGUGGGUGAUGGUUAAGUGACUAGUUGGGGUUAGUGGGUAUUACAGUUAGGGCUAUUGACUGGUAGGACUAAAUAGAAAAGUUAACUUGGGUAGGACAACAUACAGAUUCAUCAUUUGGGGAUGGUCAAGAUAGUGACAGGUUGGUUUGAAGUAGUUAGUAAUGUGUUGGUUAAGAGACGUUAGUAACAAAUUGGUUGUGUUGUUCUAGCUCUAGAACUUCCAGAAUUGUUCAGGCUGCCUGGGUGUUGAUGUUAGAAACUGUUGAGGGAGUGGGCGUUGGAUGAUGGAUGGACCCAGAGGAUGAUGGGAGGGUGUCAUGAGCAGCUACGGUUUUACAGCACGCUGGGAAAUUAAGUCCUAGCCACAGAACCUCUCUGCCAGUUUAUAUUGUGAUCAGAUCUGAUGCUCUGGGCUGUAGAUUUAUAUACAAAUACACACACACACAUAUAUAUAUACACACAGUGUAUAUA
Molecule: messenger RNA, 2471 nt
Organism: Osmerus eperlanus (European smelt)
Lineage: Eukaryota; Metazoa; Chordata; Actinopteri; Osmeriformes; Osmeridae
Product: guanine nucleotide-binding protein G(olf) subunit alpha-like
Exons: 12
Coding region: 331-1470 (379 amino acids)
Biological process (GO): sensory perception of chemical stimulus; adenylate cyclase-activating dopamine receptor signaling pathway
Cellular component (GO): heterotrimeric G-protein complex
Molecular function (GO): G protein-coupled receptor binding; G-protein beta/gamma-subunit complex binding; GTPase activity
Source: RefSeq, a predicted model, not a curated record